This is a messenger RNA of Naumovozyma castellii, 3144 nucleotides long. RefSeq names its product condensin subunit YCG1 (gene YCG1). Lineage: Eukaryota; Fungi; Ascomycota; Saccharomycetes; Saccharomycetales; Saccharomycetaceae. The coding region runs from base 1 to 3144 and encodes 1047 amino acids. The record is from RefSeq and is a predicted model, not a curated record. The transcript has a single exon.
AUGAGUAAUGAGAGUGAUAUGGAUGUUGACAACGAGGAAGUCAAUUCUAGAAUUUGUCGUUCCGUGGCAGAAGUUUUCCAAAAGGCACAAUCCACUUACGCAGGUCAUAGGAAACAUAUAGCAGUAUUGAAGAAGAUCCAAUCCAAAGCAGUAGACCAAGGAUAUGAGGAAGCGUUUAAUUAUUGGUUUAAUAAGUGUGUUACAAAGAUUUUACCUUUGAAAAAGAACGAAGUUGUGGGAGAUCGUAUCAUUAAACUGAUCGCGGCAUUUAUCGCCUCAUUAGAUAGGGAGAAUGAUUUAUUGAUUCAAGCACAGGAUCAACAAAACGAGGAUGAGGAAGUUGACAGUACAUUUUCUAGGUUUAUUAACCAAUUUGUAAGACAUAUACUGCGGGCAAUAGAAUGCAAGGACAAAAAUGUUCGAUUUCGUGUGACACAACUGCUGGUGGUUAUAAUGGAUAACAUUGGGGAAAUUGACGAAGAAUUGUACACACUGUUACUUUGGUCAUUGAAUAAGAGGAUAUAUGACAAAGAGCCAAUGGUAAGGAUUCAAGCUGUCUUUUGUUUAACCAAGUUCCAAGAAGAAAAUGAAAACGAAGGUGAAGAGGAAUUAAGUGAUGCGACACAGACUCUCCUGAAAUGUAUUCAAAACGAUCCAUCUGCAGAAGUAAGACGUGCAGCUAUGUUAAAUCUUAUUAGCAAUAAGAAGACGAGACCCUAUAUAUUGGAAAGAGCUCGUGAUGUCAAUGCUAUUAAUAGGCGGCUAGUUUAUUCCAGAGUGUUAAAAGGAAUGGGAAAAGUAUUAUUUGAAGAAGUGGAACCAAAAAUUCUUGAUCAAUUGAUAAUGUGGGGGUUGGAUGAUAGAGAAUCACAUGUAAGGAGAGAAUGUACGAAACUAAUAUCACACCAUUGGUUAAAUUUGUUGGAUGGUGAUUUGAUUCGUUUAUUAGAAAACUUGGACAUUACCUCGUCAACAUUUACUUCAAAGGCUUUGAACUCUAUGUUUCAAAGUAGAUCAGAUAUAAUAACCAAACUAAAGUUUCCAGCAGAUUUGUGGAAAGAAUUCACUAUCGAAACUGCGUUUCUUUUCAGGUGUUUUUACAUCUAUUGUGUGGAAAACAAUCUUAUUGAGAUUAUUGAAGAAAAUUUCCCAGAAACAGCCAUACUAGCAGACUACCUACAAUUUUAUCUAGAAAAAAGAUUCUUUCCUAAGAAUGCAGACACAAUGAAUGAGGAAGAUAAUGCGACAUACGAAUUUAUUCUAGAACAAUUAUUGAUUAUGGCGAAUAAGUACGAUUUUGGUGAUGAAAUAGGAAGAAGAUCAAUAUUAAAUACAGUGAGAACAAUGUUAAAUUUUACAAAAUUACCUGAUUCACUGAUUGCUAUCGGAUUAGAGGUCUUAAAGAGUCUAUCAAUUAACGAACGUGACUUCAUCACAAUGGCAAUUGAAAUUAUAAAUGACAUAAGGGAUGAUGAUAUUGAACUUCAGGAACAGGAAGAACACCAGAAAAAGAGAGAUGCCACCAAAGAAGGCAAUGAUGAAGAGGAGGAAAAUGACUCCGUUGAAUCUUUUCAUUCAGCGGUUGAGCAUUUAGUUAAUGGUGUUAGUAAUAUGUCGGAACAAGAUAUCAUGAACCAAUUGCCCCCAGAGAAGGAGGCUAGACCAGAAACAAUGAUUCAAUGUCUGACAAGAUCUGCUUAUAUGCUAAAACUGGUAAACACUUCAUUGAACGAAAAUAUUAUGAUAACGUCCUUAAUUGACACUUUGAUUACUCCUGCCGUGAGAAAUACGGAAAAUAAAAUUAGAGAAUUGGGUAUUCGUAACAUGGGCCUUUGCUGCCUUCUUGACCUUCAAUUGGCGAUCGAUAACCUAUAUAUCUUUGGAAUGUGUGUUUCAAAGGGUAAUGCAUCAUUAAAGAAUAUCGCUCUUCAAGUUAUCGUAGAUAUAUUUUCCGUUCAUGGCACGGCAGUAGUGGAUGGGGAUGGUAAGGUGGACUCGGUAUCUUUGCACAAGAUUUUUUAUAAAGUAUUGAAGAAUAACGAACUUCCUGAAUGUCAAGCCGUUGCAGCAGAAGGUUUAUGCAAAUUAUUUCUUGCAGAUAUCUUCAACGAUGAUGAUCUUUUUGAGGCUUUUGUUUUAGCCUAUUUUUCGCCUGAAAACAGUAAAAAUGAAGCACUGGUACAGGCGUUUGCAUUUUGCAUACCUGUUUAUUGCUUUUCUCAUCCAAAUCACCAAGAGAGAAUGACAAGGAUGGCUGCUGAUAUUUUACUAAGACUGUGUAUGAGAUGGGAUGAAUUACAGAAUAGUGAACCACCCGACGAAGAUUUAUCGAUGUUGAAGCCCAAUAUUAUCUUUCAGGAACUAAUAUUCUGGACUGAUCCGAGAAAGUUGGUAAAUAAAUCAGAAGAAGAGGCGUCAAAGAUUGAUUAUCAAUUAAGUUUCUUAAUCGAUGUUCUGAAAGUUUUAGGAAGAAUCGAGCAAAAAGAAAUAAAGAAAAUGUUUAUCACUAACGUGAAUUCAUUUUUCAUUUCGUCUGAGCAAGAUUCCACUAAAUUGACUGAAAUCCUCGAAUUCAUUAAUGAUACUUUAGAGAAUGAAACCUUAGGCCCUAUGAAUAAAAAUUCCUUGGAGAAAUUAAAGAAUACUGUGGGUGAAUGCCUUCAAAUAGCGCGGGAUAGAUCCACCAAUGAAUCGAGUAACACUUCUAAGCUAUCCUCUAAUGACACAGAUGAAUAUUCACGUGUAUUAGAAGAAUGUAGUACUAAUGAAGUUGCAGCGGCUGGCCACGAACCUGAACUGGAAGGUGGAGAGGUAGAUUCUACUGAAGUGAUCAAUAAUGAGGUUUCCGAUGGAUUUGAUAAACCGAAUGUAGAAAAUGAACCUUUAGCAGCAAAUGCAGGACAGAGUAACUGCCGUGGCAGCGAUCUUCUCGAACAGAUCGAUAAUUCCAUCGAAGGGGUAGCUCCGCCGCAGCGGAAUAUUCGUAAGAGAAGGAGAAACGAUAUUGAUGAGGGUACAAGUAAUGACUCAGUCACGACAGAAUCUCAAACUACAUCCGAUAUCAAACAGAAAAGUGUCAAUUUUAAUCUAGGAAACUUGAGCUUUGAUGAUGAAUCGGCAGCCGAUGCUUCCUAUGCUGAGUAA